AUGAUUUCGAAGAGUUCUAGAGUUUCGGUUCUCUUUUUCUACUUUAUCAGCUUGAUAUGCCUUUCCGCUACCAACCUCCCAAGAUCAUUCGAUGUAACACCAAUCUUGUCCAACACAUCAUUCACCAAUACCACUCUCACUGAAUCCAAUAAUACUUCAACCAAUGUAACAACAGACCCAACUAUACUACCUAUCGUUUCAUCUAAUAUCACAGAUGAAAUUACUUCUCCUUCAAGUUCUAAUUUCUUGAAUGCGAGUCGUCUAUUUACAAUUCAACUUACUUUGUCUCCUGCUUUGAAUCCAAGCAAUGAGAACCAAACCAUUAAAUCAGUUCGUAAUGUUUUAAAUGGAACCAUCACAGGUCAAAGUUUAAAUGGUACAAUCUUAGGAGGAAUCUCUAAUUCGAUUUCACAAUGGUCAAAUUCAUCAUCUUCUUCAGUCUCAUCACCUCCUUUGCCUUCAUUUUUUAUUUGGAUGUUAUUGAAUGGAAAGAAUUCAAGUGUGUUUAUUACUCAAAGUUCUUUACCUUCACAUAAUAAUGAUCAACGUUUAGGAAGAUUAACUGUUGAAUUUGAAAAUGGUAAACAAUUUUCAAAAAGUUUGAUCUUGAGUACAUUUGGAUCACAACAAAAUUUAACAUCAUUUAAUUUUGAUGAUUCGCUUACAUUCUUCAUUGAUGCUUGGAAAAUUUAA
Melampsora larici-populina 98AG31 is the source of this 693-nucleotide messenger RNA. RefSeq lists its product as uncharacterized. The record is from RefSeq and is a predicted model, not a curated record. NCBI's taxonomy places the organism in Eukaryota, Fungi, Basidiomycota, Pucciniomycetes, Pucciniales, Melampsoraceae. Bases 1 to 693 code for a protein of 230 amino acids. The transcript is spliced from 3 exons.